UUUCUUUACUAAUGGCUUCAAAAAUAAAGAUGUUAAGAAGAACAAAGAAUUGUAUGACACACUCAUGAAUGCUGUUGACUUGGUGGGGUUUAUGGAAGAGGAACAAACUAACAUGUUCCAGAUCUUGUCGCUGGUGUUAAACAUGGGAAAUAUUGAGAUAGAAGAAGGAGAAGAUGAUGGAGCUGUGACAAUGGACAAACAGGAAGAGCUCAAGAUAACAGCACAACUCCUGGGUACAGACCCGGAGAAGCUCAGCAGUGUAUUAACCUCCACCACGACUGUAACUCGUGGAAGUCUUAUCAGAAGAAGGCUUCAUAAGCAUCAAGCUUUAGAUGUGCGAGACGCCACUGCUAAAGCCCUGUAUGGUCGCCUAUUCAGCUGGAUAGUCAACAAGAUCAACCAUCUACUAGCGCCACCUGCAUUGGCCCAAGGGACAAGGGUCAUGGAAAUAGGAAUCUUGGAUAUUUUUGGGUUUGAGCAUUUUGAGCACAACAGCUUCGAGCAGUCAUGCAUUAAUCUGGCCAAUGAACAGUUACAGUUCUUCUUUAAUCAGCAUAUUUUCAUGUGGGAACAAGAAGAGUACAAGAAAGAAGAAAUUGAUUGGACGACCAUCACGUUCGAAGACAACAAACCUGUUUUGGACUUGUUUCUCAACAAACCAAUUGGCCUCCUAGCUCUUCUGGACGAAGAAAGUCACUUCCCACAGAGUACAGACCAAACCUUUGUGCAGAAGCUGAUCAAGAACUGUGGAAAAAGCAAGCACUUGGUGACCUCAAACAAAUCACGACUCGAAAAAUUUACUAUCCUGCAUUACGCUGGCAAGGUUGAGUACGACAGCAUUGGUUUCCUGGAGAAAAACCGAGACACGUUACCAAACAGUGUAACAGAGGUGCUACAGAAGAGUGGCAAUGAACUCAUUUGCACCAUCUUCACAGGAUCGAUAACUAGGACCGGUUCAAUCACAGUUGGUAAACACGGACUGGACAACAGGAAGAGCCGCGUCAGUAAGCCGAGAGAGGGGAAGCCAGCUGCCAAGAAAGCAACAGUCUCUAGUCAAUUUAGGACUUCUCUGACGAUCUUGAUGGGAAAGUUGACCGCUGCCAACCCUCAUUUCAUUCGCUGCAUUAAACCCAAUCACCUCAAGGUGUCAAAUGACUUCGAUAACAAAUAUGUUGAAGAUCAGUUGAAGUAUACCGGUGUGUUGGAAACUACGCGUAUCCGCCGUGAAGGGUACCCUGUGAGGCCGACGUUCAGCGAGUUUGUUGACAGCUUUAAGAUGAUCGCGUAUGAUCCAUUCCUCAAGCCAAGCGAGUCAAGCUGUCGUAAGAUCCUCAAGAAGUCCAAGUUGAAUGACUGGCAUAUUGGCAAAACUAAAGUCUUCCUGAAGUACUGGCAGACAGAGAAACUGGCCAAGAUGCUUGAAGAUGUGAACAAGUCUGUGAUUCACAUGCAGAAAGCUGUUCGUGGUUUUCUGAUCCGUCGUCGUUACAAGCGACUUCGCAAAGCCUCCAAAACAGACAAACUCACAGCAAAGACCUGUCUACAGUUAAUCCACCUGCCGGGGCAUGAGAUUGAUAAACAGAUUGAGCUUCUUAGAAAAAAGAAGAAACUUGAUCUUCCCAAGCCAAAGAGGGAUCAAACAACUAAAUAUGCUUCGCUUCGCUUUGAUCAGAUGGGAACCCAAACCGCUAACUUUGGAAAGCAGACCGUAGACGAGGGUGUUGGUGAUGGAUGUAUCGAUGAAGAGGAAUUCGUACGGGAGCCUGACCCCAACCAACAAAGAUUCGGUGCUAUCACUACCAAGGAAACUGCUGUUCAGUGGUACAAGGAGACACAAGCACCAAGAGGUGCUGGUAUGCUGGCUGAUGGUGUGUUCCAUGAUUGGUUCCAUGGUGUCAUUACGAGAAGGCGAGCAGAGCGGCUUCUAACCAACAAGCCACUAGGCUGUUUCCUCAUACGAGUCAGCGAGAGUCGUUUUGGAUAUUCAUUGACCUUUCGGGUUGCCAAUCGCUGUAAGCAUUACAUGAUUGACCAGACACGAUCUGGUAAAUACGUCAUCGUAGGAAUGCCGAAAGUGUUCAAGACCCUCGAUGAGAUGGUCACCUACCAUCAAGAGAAUGAAAUCAAUCCCGAGGGAGAUCUCCUAACAAUGCCAUGUGGACAGGAAGACGAAGAUGAAGCAGAUUAUGAGGAUCUACUUAAAGUAAUGGGUGAAAAACGCCAUCGUAAUGGGGACAACGCUCCUCCGUUACCAGAGAGACGCUACAGGCAAUCUACAGUCCAUCGUUGAAAAACUGAUGGCUCUUCUGAAAGCUUACAGAUUUUCAACAGAAGAUAAAGAAAUAAUCUCACAAAAAAAAAAAAAAAAUGCACGUAAAACUUAUAAAAAUUUCACAGUAAAAAUGAGUGGUUAAAAAUGUAAGUUUUCUUGGCUGGCUCCUGGAAUCAAAACUAAACCUGUGGAGUGCCAUAUGACUGAAGACAGCAUGUUCUCCAAGGGCCUAUAAUUAAUUGGUGGCACACCACAGUGCGAACAACAGCGUGGUUCCUCUGGGGCCCAUAACUUAACCGGUGGCACACCACAGUACAAACAACAGCUUGGUUCCACAAGGGCCCAUAACUUAACCAGUGGCACACCACAGUACAAACAACAGAUUGGUUCCUUAAGGGCCCAUAACUUAACCUGUGGCACACCACAGUACAUAUUAUAGCCCAUUCCUCAGGACGCAUAACUAAUUCUAUGGGGGUAAACAUUUGGACUAUUAGUGCACUUAAUUUAUCUAAAAGGUUUGAUCAAGCUUCUAAAGAGAGCUGGCACUCCUAGUGUCCAAGAAAUGACAGAUGAUCUUUGAAAAACAGUGCUUUUUAUUAGUGUUAAGGAAUAUAUUUAGUACGCAGUGUAUUCAAUACGUUAGAUUUCCAUUAGCGUCAGACAUAGCCUGCGAAACAGAUACCACAGUUCUCAACUCUCAAAUGGUUUCCAACACCUAGCAAAUACUAUACCAACCAACCACAGUGCAUUUCAAAGUGCAUUAUUUUCAAUUGCAACUCGUAUGAAAACUGUUUAAAUUAAAACAAUUCUAUCACUAGGUGACGAAAGUCCAGCUAUUUUUCAAACAUUUUUGUGCACAAUAUAGCCGUGGCCUGGUUUUCUACUCUUUUUGUAAAAUAUGUUGCUUACUUUGUAAGUAGCAAGUGGAGGUGUGCUUAACCAAAUUUAAUUCCUUGAGCAAGAGGUAGAUCUUUGCUGUAGUUAAUGGUGCUGUAAUAAAAUGAGAAAUUCA
This is a messenger RNA of Actinia tenebrosa (Australian red waratah sea anemone), 3284 nucleotides long. Its product is annotated as myosin-IIIb. Gene Ontology annotation, biological process: peptidyl-serine phosphorylation; regulation of actin filament length. Gene Ontology annotation, molecular function: protein serine/threonine kinase activity; microfilament motor activity; ATP binding. The record is from RefSeq and is a predicted model, not a curated record. NCBI's taxonomy places the organism in Eukaryota, Metazoa, Cnidaria, Anthozoa, Actiniaria, Actiniidae. Gene Ontology annotation, cellular component: myosin complex.